Molecule: messenger RNA, 837 nt
Organism: Spea bombifrons (plains spadefoot toad)
Lineage: Eukaryota; Metazoa; Chordata; Amphibia; Anura; Pelobatidae
Product: glutathione S-transferase 3-like
Exons: 7
Coding region: 79-741 (220 amino acids)
Biological process (GO): glutathione metabolic process
Molecular function (GO): glutathione transferase activity
Source: RefSeq, a predicted model, not a curated record
CUACUCAGUAAAACUCACUCUCUAAACCUUCUAAAGAUACAACUUGUUUCUGGAUCCUAUUCCUUUUUUUGAAAAAUCAUGAGUACAAAACCCAAACUUUACUACCUCAAUGGAAGGGGCAGAAUGGAGUCCAUCAGAUGGCUACUGGCUGCAGCUGAUGUAGAGUUUGAAGAAGAAUUCUUGGAGACAAGAGAACAAUAUGAACAACUGCUUCGUGAUGGAUUUUUGCUGUUUGAGCAACUCCCAUUGGUAGAAAUUGAUGGGAUGAGGUUAGUACAGACUAAAGCCAUUCUGCACUACAUUGCUGGAAAAUACAACCUGUACGGAAAGGACCUAAAGGAGAGAGCGUACAUUGACAUGUAUGUAGAGGGGACUUCAGAGCUUAUGGCACUGAUCCUUUCUUCCAUCUUCUUGCCAGAACCGGACAAAGCAAAGCAGCUAGAGCUUGCUAAACAGAGAGCAAUGAAACGAUAUUUCCCUGUCUUUGAAAACGUUUUAGAAGAUCAGGAUUACUUGGUUGGGAACCAGUUAAGCUGGGCAGACAUACAGCUGCUGGAGGCUAUACUAAUGGUUGAGGAGGUUCAUGAUGAUGUCUUACCUCACUUUCCUUUGCUUCAGACUUUUAAAGAAAGAACAAGCAAGAUCCCAUCUAUUAAAAAAUUCCUGGAACCUGGAAGUCAGAAGAAGCCUGUGGCUACUGACAAAUACAUAUCAACUGUACGGGAGGUGUUCCAGUUUUAAUUCAGCAUUUAUAGACUGAUCUGGAUCUAUACCCAUUGUACAGCGCUAUGGCGCUACAUAAAACAAUAAAUAAUAAUAAUGCAGGACCUGUAGAAA